CGUCCUUCAGGGCUGGACAGAGCCCGCGGCCGCCGCUCCAGCUCCCUCCUAUCUUUAGUCCCAGCCCCAGGCCCGCCGGGACAGCGGAAAGCGCUCAGUCCGCUCUGGGCAGGGAGAACUUCCCGGGACACCGCGCUCCGGGCGGGGCGGGUGGCCGGGGCACGGAAGGGGGAGCUGGCCCGGCGGUGCCGGAGCGGUGCGGGAGCAUUGCUCCUCGCAAUGAAGAGCGGUGUGAGGGGAGCUCGGCUUAACCUGAGAUCACAGCCUUGGCUCUUCGCAGAGUCAGCAGAGUGAAGAGUUUGCCAACACUGAAGGAGUUGGCACUGAAGGAGACUGAAGAAAGAAAGGUUCUCUUUGCUUUUGUAGGGCAUGGAGAGUCAGGAACUGCCUUAUGUGCUAGUUGACUGUAUAGGAGGGAGGCUUGGAGUAUAUGAAGACCAUCUUGGAUUUCUGAAGAAACGUUUUCAUCUCAUCACCAUGAAAGAAUAUCUUGAAAACAAGACAUUUCUCAGCAAAAAGAUCAGAGCUAUCUAUGUGUGGUAUCACAAACCAGCUAUUACUGAAGAGCUGCUCCGGAGCUUGCCUAACUUGAAGGUAGUUGCAAGUGCUGGAGUGGGAAUAGAUCACUUGGACCUGAAACUCCUCUCCACCUAUGGUGUGAAGGUGUCCAAUACUCCAUUUAUUGUUUCCACUGACACUGCAGACAUGGGGAUGGCUUUGUUGCUGGCAUCUUCCAGGAGACUUGUUGAAGGCCAUGAGAUGGCAGUCUCCCCUGACACAGAGUAUUUCCCUGUUGACUGGCUGGGGGUUGAGGUUUCUGGAGCGACCUUGGGGAUCCUAGGAAUGGGCAAAAUUGGUUACAAAGUGGCUGAAAGAGCCAAAGCCUUUGAAAUGAAGAUUUUGUACCACAACAGAAAUCAGAGAAAAAAGGAAGAAGAAAGUGCUGUUGGAGCUGUUUACUGUAAGAAGAUGGAUGAUUUGCUCCGGCAGUCAGAUUUUGUGUUAUUGGCUGUGACUCUAACUCCACAGACACACAAAUUGAUUGGGAAGAGGGAGUUGGAGCUGAUGAAACCCACUGCUACUCUUAUUAAUAUCAGCAGAGGGCUGAUAGUGGAUCAGGAUGCUUUGGUGGAAGCCCUUCAAAACAAAGUUAUUAAGGCAGCUGCUCUGGAUGUGACAUAUCCUGAACCUUUGCCAAGGGAUCACCCCUUGUUAAAGCUGAAGAAUGUUAUAAUAACUCCUCACAUCGGAAGUGCCACCAAGAAGACGCGCUGGGUUAUGAUGGAGGAAAUGGCAGAGAGCAUAGAGGCAGCCCUGGCGGGUCUUCCUGUCCCUCGUGAGGUGCUGCCCUAAAGCAGCUUGCAUUUAGGAUUAAUGCCAGCAGUGCAGAAGCAGCAAUUUGAUCACUUUUCAUAUAAUUGCUUCGUGUAAUUUCAUGUUAUGCAGAUAAAAUAUAUAAAUCACGGGUUCAAUUUAUUCAAAUAA
Messenger RNA from Haemorhous mexicanus (house finch), 1485 nucleotides. RefSeq names its product probable 2-ketogluconate reductase. Gene Ontology annotation, molecular function: glyoxylate reductase (NADPH) activity; NAD binding; hydroxypyruvate reductase [NAD(P)H] activity. Bases 370 to 1353 code for a protein of 327 amino acids. The transcript is spliced from 6 exons. The record is from RefSeq and is a predicted model, not a curated record. Lineage: Eukaryota; Metazoa; Chordata; Aves; Passeriformes; Fringillidae. Gene Ontology annotation, cellular component: cytosol.